Penicillium atrosanguineum is the source of this 564-nucleotide messenger RNA. RefSeq lists its product as uncharacterized. The record is from RefSeq and is a predicted model, not a curated record. NCBI's taxonomy places the organism in Eukaryota, Fungi, Ascomycota, Eurotiomycetes, Eurotiales, Aspergillaceae. Bases 1 to 564 code for a protein of 187 amino acids. The transcript is spliced from 3 exons.
AUGCGCUUCAUUACCGCAAACCUUUCGCUUCUGCUCGCGGCAUCGGCCAGUCUGGUCGCUGCUCAGGAUCUAGCACCCACACCCUCCGCAAGUGCAGUAGCCAACGGGCUGUGCGCUGACCAAAGAGUCGUCGAUACAUGUGUCGAAGCUAUGAAAAGGGGACUUGCAAUAUGUUCCGAUGAUAAUUGGGAUUGCAAGUGCUCCGGUCAGGCUAAUAUUGCCAACUGCUACGUGGAUUGCCCCAAUGUCCCAGAUGCAUUUUCUGCCCAGCUAGCGAGCGAAAAAGAUUGCGCUACCGCGAACCACUACGAUAAGGGUAUCACGGACGUGCCACAGACUUGGACUACUCCCGGCCCUCAAACCGCCACGGUUACUCCUGCAGAUGUCUCCGUUCCUGGGGAGACUGAGUCGGCAGCUCAAGUUCAUCCGACUGAGACUGCGGCUGCAACUGCAACCGAAAAAAUGAAUAAGGCUGAAGAGACCGCGAAGUCAGGAGCUGCUGCUGGGAAGGCAUCUGGUAGCUGGCUGGCUCUGGUAGGACUGGGUCUCGGAGUUAUGUUCUAG